This is a messenger RNA of Caenorhabditis remanei, 279 nucleotides long. RefSeq lists its product as uncharacterized. Bases 1 to 279 code for a protein of 92 amino acids. The transcript is spliced from 2 exons. Lineage: Eukaryota; Metazoa; Nematoda; Chromadorea; Rhabditida; Rhabditidae. The record is from RefSeq and is a predicted model, not a curated record.
AUGGAUUCGUUCAAUUCUGACUGUAAAUUGGUGAUAAAAAUGGCUGGACCGGAAGUGGAUACAAAAGAGUUAGAUUCGUUGUUGAAGAGAGUCGCCGACGUCUACUCCGACGCCGUCGCAAAGGAUGCAAAACCGAGUGUCGAUGGAUUCGAGACGAUGAUUGAGAAGAUGGUGAAGGGAGGAGCCGAAGGAUCGGAUUACAAGAGAUCCGCGUUGCUCAAUAAGAAUCAACAGAUCGAUGAUCGCUAUAAGGAACUCUUGAACUCGGCGGUCGACUGA